AUGGAUUCUCUUGCAAUCAAACCAGUCCAAUAUUCAGGUCAAUUCGAUAAAGACUAUAUUACCAUUACUCCUACCCAAGAAGAUCCGCAAAACAAAGUUGUAGUUAAAACUUUACAUCAAUCCAAUUCCAGCUCAACCUUAAGGAACCCUCCAAGUCUGCGUUCGAUAGUGUAUAAGGCUGAAUUUAAUUCUAAAUCUAAUCUAUCACUCGGAUCAAAUCAAAAUCAAUCAGAAUUAGAUUCUCAACAUCAUGCUACUUCUUCUUCUUCUGAUUCAACUAGCACUGUAGUAGAAAAUAUAGAAGUUGUUGUUAAAUUAGAAGAAGUAACAAGUAACAUUAAAUCAGAUAAAGCUGUAGUUGAGAAAAAAUCUCCCUUAGAUAGUUUUAAAUCACAUUGGUUAGAUUUCUUAACUUGGUUUACGCCUUAUCGUCAAAUUUUCCUUGUGGUUGUGACUGUGAAUGCUUCAAUAGUGAUUUCCAUCAUAUCUGGUGCACUUGGAGGUCCUAAAAGAGAUCUUUCCUUAGCAGUUAUUCUUAAUAUCUUUGUUGCUAUUGCAAUUCGAAACGAAUGGGUGAUUAGAUUGAUUUAUUGGAUUUUUAUUAAAUCAUUUAGAAGUCCAAAAGUUCCGAUUAAGAUUAGAAAACAUAUCGUUGGAAUUUUAUAUCAUAUUGGCGGACUUCAUAGUGGUUGCGGUUUAUCUGCAUUGUUUUGGUUAGGAUUAUCUGCAUAUAGACAUUUAAAGAAUCCAAAUCACUUUCAUCCGGUUGUGAUUACUCUUUUAUCAAUAUCAAUCGGUUGUAUCUUAAUCACUUGUAUUACCGCUACUCCUAUAUUUCGUGGUAAAAGACAUGAUCUGUUCGAAAUGAUUCAUCGGUUUAUUGGAUGGUUGGGAAUCAUUAGUACUCUGGUUUUUGUAAUCUUAGGACAUUUAUUAUCAAGGACGAAUCCAAUUAAAAAUAUGAUGGAUGUCAUACUCGAUGUUCAAUUUUGGUUGAUGAUCACAAUUCUUUUUUUUAUCAUUUCCUCUUGGAUCACAACUCGACAUGUCGAUGUCGAAUGUUUUGCGUCUUCCAAGAAAGCUACGGUGGUCAAAGUUCCGGGUGGAUUGACUUCAGGUCUUCAUACCCGAAUCUCCCGUGGUGGUUUGAAAGAAUGGCACAUCUUUGGAUCAAUAAGUGAAGGAAAACAUUCAAAUUGUCAUUAUAUCGUAGCAGCUGUUCAAGGUGAAUUUACGGGGGGUUUGAACUUAGAUCAACCUACUAGACUUUACACCAAACUAUGGAAGCCUGCUGGAUUACCAUACUUUUCUAGAAUGUUUAAUAGAGGAGUAGCCAUCUGUACAGGAUCAGGGAUCGGAGCAGUAGCUUCAACUUGCAUUCAACAUUCAGAUUGGUUUUUGAUUUGGAUUGGACCUGAUUUACAAAACACUUAUGGAUCUGAAAUCAUGAAUUUGAUUGAAGAUAAAAUUCCAACAGAUAGAAGAUUAAUUUGGGAUACUCGUGGUCCUUUAGGUAGACCUGAUGUAUUCUCACUCUUAUCUAAAACUUAUAAAGAUUGGAAUGCUGAAGUGGUACUUUUUAUUGGUAGUCCUGCUUUGAACAAAAGUGUACUUAGAUCAUCAAGAGAACAUAAGAUUCCAUUAUUCGGAUCGAUCUGGGAUGCAUAA
Melampsora larici-populina 98AG31 is the source of this 1668-nucleotide messenger RNA. RefSeq lists its product as uncharacterized. Bases 1 to 1668 code for a protein of 555 amino acids. The record is from RefSeq and is a predicted model, not a curated record. NCBI's taxonomy places the organism in Eukaryota, Fungi, Basidiomycota, Pucciniomycetes, Pucciniales, Melampsoraceae. The transcript has 10 exons.